AUGGUGCGAACAGACGGCCCAACCUACGACAAUCGUUCUUUCCGUUUCACCAACACUUCUUUGGACCCCACUCUGUUUCCCUUCGAUCCAACCGUUGUGAACAUGACCAUAUUCUAUGACUGUGCCCUUGGGUAUUCCAUCGGCUGGAACAACAACACGUGCAGGGAUUAUAGAGAAAAAGCUUUCUUUUUUGGGUCAAUUUCUGUUGCCUCGAUUCCCGGAACUUGUUCAACACUGUGGGAUUCAACUUCAGACAACGGCAACUGCAAAAAAGGAAUGGAAUGGCUCUGCGACUUGCAAAUCAGACUUAUGACUUGGCCUGUCCUGCUUUUGCAAGCAUGGCUUCUUUUUCUGUUCCUUCUAUUAGGCCCUUCAAUUGCUCUGCGACAUGCAAAUCAGAGAGGUGGUUAUGGUUCUGUAUACAAAGGAAAACUACCCAAUGGCUAUCCUGUUGCUGUAAAGUUAUUGAAGGCAUCAAAAGAGAAUGGGGAAGACUUCAUCAAUGAGGUUGCCAGCAUCAGCAAGACUUCCCAUGUAAAUGUUGUUACACUUCUUGGGUUUUGUUUUGAAGGCAAACAAAAGGCUCUCAUAUAUGAAUUUAUGUCCAAUGGAUCUCUUGACAAGUUCAUUCACAACAAUGCAGACAAGAAUAGUCUAUGCUUGACUUGGGAAAAUUUGCACCAAAUUGCAAUUGGGAUAGCUCGAGGACUUGAGUAUUUGCAUAGAGGAUGCAACACUCGAAUUCUACAUUUUGAUAUAAAGCCACAUAACAUCCUUUUAGAUGAAAAUUUUUAUCCCAAAAUCUCAGAUUUUGGUCUUGCCAAGCUUUGUCCUAAAAAAGAAAGCAUCAUUUCAAUUUCAGAAGUUAGAGGAACAAUAGGAUAUCUUGCUCCAGAAGUUUGGAAUAGAAAUAUAGGUGGAGUUUCACAUAAGUCUGAUGUUUAUAGCUAUGGGAUGAUGCUAUUAGAUAUGGUUGGAGGGAGAAAGAACAUAGAUGUUGAAACCAAUUAUUCAACUGAGAAAUAUUUCCCAUAUUAUAUUUAUGCUCAACUUGAGCAAGACAGCAAUUUGGGAUGUAAUGGGGCCAAUAAUAUGGAGGAGAAUGAUAUUGUAAAUAGAAUGAUCAUUGUGAGUUUGUGGUGUAUCCAGACAUUUCCAAGUGAAAGGCCUACGAUAAGUAGAGUGAUUGAAAUGUUAGAAAGAAGACGUGACCUGUUGGAAAUGCCGCCAAAACCUGUCAUGCCUUCCCCUCCAAGAUUAGAACAAGAAUCUUCCAUCACUGCUACUACGACAACAGAGAUUUUGGGUUUUCAAAACCCUUCCCACAUGCUGCUGGAGGAACACUAGUGUUCAGAAAAUGUGGAAGAAGUGCAGUGUGGUCCCAUAGUAUGGUAUUUAUGGUAAUCAAAUGUUGUCGCUAAAUUGUUUCUUUUUGGUUUGGUUUUUUUUUUUUUUUCC
Neltuma alba is the source of this 1458-nucleotide messenger RNA. RefSeq names its product LEAF RUST 10 DISEASE-RESISTANCE LOCUS RECEPTOR-LIKE PROTEIN KINASE-like 2.5. Lineage: Eukaryota; Viridiplantae; Streptophyta; Magnoliopsida; Fabales; Fabaceae. The transcript is spliced from 4 exons. Gene Ontology annotation, biological process: protein phosphorylation. The record is from RefSeq and is a predicted model, not a curated record. Bases 1 to 1347 code for a protein of 448 amino acids. Gene Ontology annotation, molecular function: protein kinase activity; ATP binding.